Messenger RNA from Prunus armeniaca (apricot), 402 nucleotides. The record is from the annotation of a GenBank genome assembly. NCBI's taxonomy places the organism in Eukaryota, Viridiplantae, Streptophyta, Magnoliopsida, Rosales, Rosaceae.
AUGGCGGUGCCGCUGCUGAAUAAGGCUAUCGUGAAGAAGAGGGUCAAGCAGUUCAAAAGGCCCCAAAGCGACCGCAAGGUCUCUGUCAAGACCAAUUGGAGGAGACCAAAGGGUAUUGAUUCUCGUGUAAGAAGAAAGUUCAAGGGAUGCACUUUGAUGCCCAACAUUGGUUAUGGCUCUGACAAGAAGACUCGCCAUUAUCUUCCUAAUCAUUUCAAGAAGUUUGUUGUGCACAAUGCAAAGGAACUUGAGCUGUUGAUGAUGCACAACAGGACCUACUGCGCGGAGAUUGCACACAAUGUGUCCACGAGGAAGAGGAAAGAAAUUGUUGAGAGAGCAGCCCAGCUUGAUGUUGUUGUUACCAACAAGCUGGCCAGGCUACGCAGCCAGGAGGAUGAAUGA